Glarea lozoyensis ATCC 20868 is the source of this 864-nucleotide messenger RNA. Its product is annotated as Thioredoxin-like protein. Bases 1 to 864 code for a protein of 287 amino acids. The transcript has 2 exons. The record is from RefSeq and is a predicted model, not a curated record. NCBI's taxonomy places the organism in Eukaryota, Fungi, Ascomycota, Leotiomycetes, Helotiales, Helotiaceae.
AUGUCACCUUAUACAGAGCAGAUCCUGAUCUGUACUGGCAAGGACGACUGGCCUUCUAAGAUUGAGGACGAAAAUGAAGGCGAGAAUCUGGCAGCAGAUUUCAAGCAGCUCCUUUCUAGAGGGGGAGCAUAUGCUGAUCCAUAUCAUAACCUAUCCGUUAUCAAUUCAUCGUUUCCCUCAUCGAGAACCAAUGGUGAAAGCACGUCUUCCUCCCUGUAUCUGCUCCCAUCAUUCAAAUAUGUGCCUUUCGUUCGUGGCUCAAGCGACAUAAACCAACUUGUUAAAGGAUAUCUUCAACCCGACAAACUACACCCCGCACACGAGGCCUUGAGUCCGCAGAUUAGAGAUCGCCUUACAAGGGACAAGAAAGAAUUAGAAUCUCUAGAAGGGGGGCUACACGAUAUAAAUAACAUCCUUGUGCUGAUUUGUGGGCAUGGAGGAAGAGAUGCUAGAUGUGGUAAGUAUGGUCCGGUGUUGAGAGACGAGUUUGAGAAGGGGUUGGAAAGGAAUGAUUUCAGAGUUUCCAAGGACGCAGUGAACGUCUCGUUCCGAGUGAACGACGGCCCGGAUACUCAGCUCGAUCCUAUCGAAAAUGACCAUAACCGCCUUCCGAUUGCUCGAGUUGGGUUGAUCAGCCAUAUUGGAGGCCACAAAUUUGCAGGCAAUACGAUAAUCUACCUCCCUCCAAAAAUGAAGACGCAAACAGGCGGUUCUCAUCCUCUCGCGGGCUGUGGUAUAUGGUACGGCCGUGUCGAACCCAAGCACGUAGACGGAAUUCUGAAAGAAACGAUACUUGGAGGGAAGGUGAUUGAGGAGCUAUUCCGUGGCGGCAUACGGCAAGAUAAGGAGAUUAUGAGACUUUGA